Messenger RNA from Didymosphaeria variabile, 795 nucleotides. RefSeq lists its product as uncharacterized. Bases 1 to 795 code for a protein of 264 amino acids. NCBI's taxonomy places the organism in Eukaryota, Fungi, Ascomycota, Dothideomycetes, Pleosporales, Didymosphaeriaceae. The transcript has a single exon. The record is from RefSeq and is a predicted model, not a curated record. Gene Ontology annotation, molecular function: catalytic activity.
AUGCCCUCCCAAAACGACCUCGCCAAAGCCUUCAAAGCCCUCCACAAACCCGGCGACCCCAUAAUCCUCACCAACGUCUGGGACGCCAUCAGCGCAAAAGCCGUUGCCGCACUCCCAGAAACCAAAGCCCUCGCAACAGCCUCCUACGCCAUCGCCCUCGCAGCCGGCCUAGAAGACCCCGACCUCACGCUGGAAGUAAAUAUCCGCGGCGCAGCGGCCGUAGCGAAAAUCGCAAAGGCAUUUAACAAGCCGCUCACAGUCGACUUCCAAGAUGGGUAUGGCGAUCGGUUGGAAGAGGGCGUGAAGAAGGUGCUGGAGGUGGGGGCGGUGGGGAUUAAUCUUGAGGACUUGAGUCGUGAGAGAGAUGCGCUUUAUGAUGUUGAUGAGGCGGUGGCGAGGGUGAAGACGGUUCUGAGGGUUGCUGCUGAAGCGGGCGUGCCUGAUUUUGUAGUUAACGCUCGCACUGAUGCUUUGCUUGCUGGUCAUCCCGUUGAAGAGGCUAUCAAGCGUGGGAAGGCAUAUCUUGAGGCGGGGGCUACCACGGCGUUUAUCUGGGGUGGGCCGGAGAGGGGUGGCACGACGAGAGUAGAGGUCGAGAAGGAGGCGAAGGAGUUGGGUGGGAGGCUGAAUGUUAGUUUGGUGAGGAUGAGGCCGGGUGGACUGAAUGUGGAGGAGUUGAAGGAAGUUGGGGGUGUGGGAGUUGCAAGGAUUAGUGUUGGGCCGCAGUUGAUGAUGAGGAGUGUGGGUGCGGUGGCGGAGGAGGCGGGGAAGAUACUGAGGGGUGAAGGGCUAUGA